Molecule: messenger RNA, 1211 nt
Organism: Oryzias melastigma (Indian medaka)
Lineage: Eukaryota; Metazoa; Chordata; Actinopteri; Beloniformes; Adrianichthyidae
Product: ubiquitin-conjugating enzyme E2 E2
Biological process (GO): protein polyubiquitination
Cellular component (GO): nucleus
Molecular function (GO): ubiquitin conjugating enzyme activity
Source: RefSeq, a predicted model, not a curated record
GGGCGGGCGGGCAGCGCGCGCUGGUCGGGAGCGCGCGUGGAGGCGGUCCGGGCUGCCUGGGUUUUUCUGUAAUCGCUUUUCUGCCGCUGAACCUCCAGUUAAAUAGCGAGGACACGGGAGCGAGCGGGCGGCCGUGUGAGGAUAUACUUUUUUCGGUACCUUGGGAUUAACGACGCGGAAUCGAAGCAUCGACGGCCGACCGCCAGGGCCCACGAUGUCCAGCGAAGUGCAGAGACCGGACGACAGCCCCAGCACGAGCGGGGGGAGCUCGGAUAUCGAACAAAGGGAAAUGGUACCGCCCGAGCAGGAGCGGGAGCAAGCACAGCCCAAAAAGAAGGAGACCAAGAUCUCCAGUAAAACCGCUGCUAAACUUUCAACCAGUGCCAAGAGGAUUCAGAAGGAGCUCGCAGAAAUAACACUAGAUCCACCUCCCAACUGCAGCGCCGGCCCCAAAGGGGACAACAUCUACGAGUGGAGGUCGACCAUCCUGGGACCCCCCGGCUCCGUCUACGAGGGAGGGGUCUUCUUCCUGGACAUCGCCUUCACACCAGACUACCCCUUCAAACCCCCCAAGGUCACGUUCCGCACCAGGAUCUAUCACUGCAACAUCAACAGUCAGGGGGUGAUCUGCCUGGACAUCCUGAAGGACAACUGGAGCCCCGCCCUCACCAUCUCCAAGGUGCUGCUGUCCAUCUGCUCCCUGCUCACAGACUGCAACCCAGGUUCCUUGUUGACUUGAAAGCUUCUUUUUUAUACAGAGAGUAGAUUGGGAUUUUUAUUUUCCAAUAUCUGAAUGUUGGAAGUAUUGUAUUAGAUAAAAAACACAGAAUAUUAUAAUUAUCAUACGCAUCGUCCUCCAGCUAUACAGUAUGUAUUCUCAUUUCCUUCGUGGCGCCCGGAACAAACACGCCGAACGUGCUUUCCGUUGCUCUCCUGGGUUCUGGUCAUGGGUUCUUCACCUGCAUGGAACGGGAAGGCCGGCUUCAGUGGAUUCUUCAUGCUUUUUAACUUCCUCUGAUUUUGUUUGUACUGUAUGUAUUUUUUCAAAGGCUUUUGAGGCAGACCACAAAAGUAUAGGUCUGCCUGUGAAAGAGGCAGGACUUGUGUAUUUACUGGCUACCCGCCACCCCUGCAAUUGCAGAGUGGUUUGUCGUGCACUUGUAUUUCUGAAGCACCCAAUAAAACACACUGUGGUUGGCUUGUGAGAAAAA